Molecule: messenger RNA, 1518 nt
Organism: Melospiza melodia melodia
Lineage: Eukaryota; Metazoa; Chordata; Aves; Passeriformes; Passerellidae
Gene: IFT57
Product: intraflagellar transport 57
Exons: 11
Coding region: 1-1257 (418 amino acids)
Biological process (GO): intraciliary transport; non-motile cilium assembly
Cellular component (GO): centrosome; cilium; intraciliary transport particle B
Source: RefSeq, a predicted model, not a curated record
AUGGCGGAAGAGGGCGCUCCGGGCCGGCGCGGCGAGCGGGGCGAGGAGCCGCCGGCGGAGCGCGGGCCCGGCGCGGCUUUUCACAUGUUCGUGCUCAUGGAGGACCUGCUGGACAAGCUGAAACUGCUGAGCUACGAGGAGGAGGCGCUGCGGCGCCACAACAUGCGGCCUCUAUCCAGGCACUACUUUGCGCUGCCCACCAAUCCUGGUGAGCAGUUCUUCAUGUUCUGCACGCUUGCAGCUUGGCUGAUCAGCAAGGCAGGACAUCCCUUCGAGCAGCCGCAGGAGUGCGACGACCCCAAUGCUGUGAUUUCCAACGUGCUCUCCGAGCUGCGGUCCUUUGGAAGGCCUGUGGAUUUUCCUCCCUCAAAAUUAAAGACAGGCUGCGGAGAGCAAGUGUGCUAUGUUCUUGAUUGUUUAGCUGAAGAAGCCUUGAAGCACACUGGGUUUAGCUGGAAAAGGCCAGCAUACCCAACAGAAGAGCCAGAAGAAGAAGAAAUAACAGAAGAUGAUGCAGAAUUAACACUUAGUAGAUUGGAAGAGGAUAUUGCAGAAGAAGAGUCAGACAAUGAAGAAAAUUAUAUUGACCUGAAUGUUUUAAAGGCGCAAACCUACAGAUCAAACGUGAAUGACACUGCAAAGCAAGAAGAGAUUUUACAGUCCACAACAGAUGCAGCAGAGUGGAAUCUGGAAGUGGAACGUGUGCUUCCACAGCUGAAAGUCACAGUCAGGACUGACAAUAAGGAUUGGAGGAUUCAUGUAGAUCAAAUGCAUCAGCAUAAGAAUGGAAUUGAUUCUUCUUUGAAAGAAACUAGGGGUUACCUUGACAAACUCCACAAUGAAAUCAGCAGAACACUGGAAAAGAUCAAUAGCAGGGAAAAGUACAUCAACAAUCAGUUGGAGCACUUGGUGCAAGAAUACCGUUCAGCACAGGCCUUGCUGAGUGAGGCUAAAGAGAAGUACCAGGAGGGAAGUGGAGGAGUAACUGAAAGGAUUAGAGUGCUUUCUGAGAUUACAGAAGCAUUAGAGAAAGUAAAGCAGGAAACAGAAGAGAAAGGAAGCAGUAUGACUGAUGGUGCUCCUCUAGUGAAGAUUAAACAGGCCUUAACAAAAUUGAGGCAAGAAACCAUUCAGAUGGACAUACAGAUUGGUGUGAUGGAACACACAUUGCUGCAGUCAAAGCUGAAAGAGAAAUCCAAUAUGACUAGAGAUAUGCAUGCAACAGUGAUUCCAGAAGCCACAGUAGGUGCCUAUUAAAAUUUGUUGGACCUGACUUGGUUUGCCCAAAAUGCAGUUUUCUACCAUUUGCUUUUUGUGAGUUCAGGGGUUUUGUUUAUGUUGCAGUAGGAGGAUGUUCUUUUUUCCUGUUCCUUUUGAACAAGAUACUUGUUAAAAGAUGCACUUUUUAAAGAAGUAACAUGCACACUUUAGACUCAAGAGGGAGCCAUGUUUAGUUUUGUGCUGUAAAGAUUUACUGCAUAUCUCUUCCAAAUAUACUAAUAAAUUGUUGUUAGUGAA